This is a messenger RNA of Cephus cinctus (wheat stem sawfly), 827 nucleotides long. RefSeq lists its product as uncharacterized. Gene Ontology annotation, biological process: proteolysis. The record is from RefSeq and is a predicted model, not a curated record. Lineage: Eukaryota; Metazoa; Arthropoda; Insecta; Hymenoptera; Cephidae. Gene Ontology annotation, molecular function: aspartic-type endopeptidase activity. The transcript has 2 exons. The annotation marks the transcript as partial.
ACAGAACUUUCGGCGAGAACGCUAGGAAAUGUGCCAGCCCUUGCAGUUUCAAGGCAAACAAGCAGUCGGAAAACUAGAAUCGUCGUCAUCAGUCAAGGCGGUCCAUGACGACGGUUCCCAGAAACACCGCCUCAUAAUCGCGGAUCAAGGAUCCGGUCUGAGGUUUCUCGUGGAUUCAGGUGCUGACGUCUCCGUCAUUCCUCGCAAUGCUGCAGAUAGGAAACGCACCGAAACUGAGACGCCACGACUUUUCGCGGCCAACGGAUCCGCAAUUGACACGUACGGAACCAAGCGUCUAACCCUGAGUUUGGGUUUGCGAAGGAAGUUCCCAUGGGACUUCAUCGUCGCUAACGUCACUAGACCCAUUCUUGGCGCCGACUUCAUGCAUCACUACGCGCUCUUAAUUGAUUUGAAAGAAACCCAGGGUCCGCCGCGGGCUGAGCGGGCUCGACGUCUCACUGGUGAGAAGCUUAAAGCUGCCAAAAGCGACUUCGAGCAUAUGCUGACGCAAGGGAUAUGCCGGCCCUCAAAAAGUCAAUGGGCCAGCCCUCUCCAUCUCGUCCUUAAAAAGUCAGGCGAGUGGAGAGCCUGUGGGGAUUACAGGCGACUCAACGCUUGCACGAAACCAGAUAAGUAUCCCGUACCACACUUACAUGAUUUUUCACACAAACUUCGUGAUUGCUCCAUGUUCACAACGCUCGACCUCGAACGGGCUUACCACCAAAUUCCGGUGGCGGAGGAGGACCGACCGAAAACAGCGGUUAUCACACCCUUCGGCCUUUUCGAAUUCAACGUCAUGACGUUUGGACUAUGCAACGCUGCGCAAA